AGAGCGGCGGCGGCGGGUUUUCCCUCAGUGAGGCGGUGCCGGCAGGGCGGCGUAAAGAAACCUCGCUACGGUCUGCAGAUACGCUGUAAAAGACCCUACAGCCGUGGAAAGAGCAAAUUUACUAAACAUGGCUAAAUUGAGUAUCAAAGGACUCAUUGAGUCAGCUUUGAGCUUUGGUCGUACUCUGGAUUCUGACUACCCUCCUUUGCAGCAGUUCUUUGUUGUCAUGGAACACUGCCUGAAGCAUGGCCUUAAAGUAAGAAAAUCAUUUCUAAGUUACAAUAAAACUAUCUGGGGUCCUCUGGAACUUGUGGAGAAGUUAUAUCCAGAAGCUGAGGAAAUAGGUGCAAGUGUCAGAGAUUUGCCUGGCCUCAAAACACCCCUGGGCCGUGCCCGUGCCUGGUUACGGUUAGCACUAAUGCAAAAGAAAAUGGCUGACUAUCUUCGCUGCUUAAUCAUUCAGAGAGAUCUUCUCAGUGAAUUUUAUGAGUACCAUGCACUAAUGAUGGAGGAAGAAGGAGCAGUUAUUGUUGGGCUGUUAGUUGGGUUAAAUGUGAUAGAUGCUAACCUGUGUGUGAAGGGGGAAGACCUAGAUUCACAAGUUGGGGUGAUUGAUUUCUCUAUGUAUUUAAAGAGUGAUGAUGAGAUUGGAGGUAAAGAAAGAAAUGUCCAGAUUGCUGCAAUUUUGGACCAAAAAAAUUAUGUUGAAGAACUAAACAGACAACUAAAUAGCACAGUUAACAGUCUACAUGCAAGAGUUGAUUCGCUGGAGAAAUCAAACACUAAACUAAUUGAAGAGUUAGCAAUAGCCAAAAACAAUAUAAUUAAACUUCAGGAAGAAAACCAUCAAUUAAGAAGUGAAAAUACGCUUAUUUUAAUGAAAACACAGCAUCAUCUAGAGGUAACUAAAGUGGAUGUUGAAGCAGAGCUUCAGACAUACAAACACUCCAGACAGGGUUUAGAUGAAAUGUACAAUGAAGCACGUAGACAACUUAGAGAAGAAUCACAGCUUCGACAAGAUAUGGAGAAUGAGCUAAUGGUUCAAGUUAGUAUGAAACAUGAGAUAGAACUUGCCAUGAAGUUACUGGAGAAGGACAUCCAUGAGAAACAGGAUACUCUUAUAGGCCUUCGACAGCAGCUUGAUGAAGUUAAAGCAAUUAACAUGGAAAUGUACCAAAAACUGCAGGUUACUGAAGAUGCUAUGAAAGAAAAGAAUGAAAUAAUUAGUCGAUUAGAGGAUAAGACCAAUCAAAUUAAUGCAACUAUGAAACAACUAGAACAAAGAUUGCAGCAAACAGAGAAGGCUCAAGUGGAAGCUGAGAAUGAGGAUGAGAAACUUAAAGAGGAAUAUGUGAAUAAAUCUGAAAGACUGCAGAAAGAAUUCUCCCAGAAGGAGAAACAGCUGCUUCAGCUGGAAACAGAUUUGAAAAUAGAAAAAGAGUGGCGGCAAACCUUAGAAGAUGAUCUUCAAAAGGAAAAAGAAACUAUAUCUCAGCUCAGAAUAGAAACUCAAGAAAUAAUUAACCUUAAAAAAGAGUUCCUUAACCUUCAGGAGAAGAACAGACAACUGAAAAGGGUAUGUCAAGACCAAGAAGCAGCUCUUCAAGAACUGGCAUCUAAGCUUAGCGAAUCAAAGCUGAAAAUAGAAGAUAUAAAAGAAGCAAACAAAGUCUUGCAGGGACAGGUUUGGUUGAAGGACAAAGAAGCUACACACUGCAAAUUAUGUGAAAAGGAAUUUUCACUUUCCAAAAGGAAGCAUCAUUGUAGAAACUGUGGUGAGAUCUUCUGUAAUGCCUGCUCUGACAACGAACUGCCUCUGCCUUCCUCGCCAAAACCUGUUCGUGUCUGCGAUUCCUGCCAUGCGAUACUUAUACAGAGGUGCUCUUUUAACGUGCCAUAAAAAUCCUUUUACAAAAUGUUUAUCAACUUUUGCUAUUUAGCUAAUUCUGUUUAAAAAAUAAUAAUAAUAAAGAUGUAUACAGAACUAUUUCUGGAAUUUCAGGUAAACAAUCUAGAGUUGCGUUUUUCAAGGUACCAUAAAGGAGCUGCUUCCUGUUGAAACAAAUUGAGUAAAUGGGACUCAAACACCCUUUUGGCUCUGGCAAGGAUACCAUCCUGAAUUACUUCUUUGCUAUGCCUAGGAGACUGCUUAGGAAACGCAUAUGAUCUAGUUCUAAUAUGCGAAAUAUUUCAUAUUGAUGCUUUUCUUUAGCAAAUUCUUUGGUCAAAUUUAGGACAUGAGACACUGAGGAAAUGUUGGAAAGCAAUCUGUUCCUUUUCCUCCAAAACAUGCAGUCAGUAGGAUUGUAUUUGGAUGUAAAAGGUACAAAAGGUAGCAAAUUAUUAGUGUAGAUAACAUAAUGUAGAUAACAUAUAUGGAAACAAAGUAAUGUAGUAUUAAGUAUAUUUACACAGCUCUUGCUAUUAGCAACUCAUUUUGAAAUGGCUGAUUUUGUUUGGUUAUGUUUCUUAAAAAGGCAAUAUUAGCUUAUAUCAGCAAUUUCCAGUGAGGUCUGUGGGAAUUACAUAUGAAAUCAAUGGUAGCAUUUAAGCUUUGGGUAUUCUUAAAUGUAUAUUACCUUAAUGGAACAAAUCAAAAAAUGCUGCAAAAGUGCAACACCAGUAAUUUCAGAGUAGUGUUUUUCUUUUAAUAUUUAUAAUUAAAAUUUUCAGAAUUCCGAGAGAACUGGAAUAUCUUUGUUACAUUGAAAAAAUAGUACCUUUAGGAGGAUGAGUUACUCCUUUGAAAGAUGAGAUAUAUUAAUUUUGUUAGCUUGUAGUUACUGUGAGAAGGAAAAUAUUCCUUCGUUUCCUUUUCAUCGUUCAUUGGAAGAAAUAAAAUAUCUAAAACAUUUUAGCUUUGUAGUAUAUCUUCUAACAUUCCACUUUAUGUUUUAUGUUAUUUACUGAUAGCAUUAAUCCCAAGAUUUCAAAAAGGGAUAUAUCAAUUGUCUUGAAAGCAAGAAAGAAGCAGAAGCCUGCAUUGACUUUGAUAAGCAGCCUCUGGAGAGGGAAAAAAAAAAAAAAAAAAAAGGAUGAAUUUUGAGUUAUUUUGGCUUUCAGAUUCUUAGAAUGUAGUUGUUCUGUGUUUCCCUCAAGAUUUUCCCAAGAAAGUAAAAGAUGUGAAACUGUGCUCUUACAUUUGAGACUUAGGCAGACUUCUUUCUGAGAUCUGUUCUGAUCUUUCAGAUGGAGAACUUUCUUGAGUUCUGACUCCUACAUAUUUGUAUGUAUUCUUUUUGCAGUGACAGUGGUCUCAGUGUCUUAUGUACAGUUUUGUAAUUGUAAAACCCUCUAACUUUUUUGAAUUUAAUAGUGAAGUUUUUAUUCUGAUUUUAACUGGGAAUAGGUAGAGUUUUACAACGGUGACAAAAAAUACACCAGCUAACUCCUUUCUUCUCCCCCAUCACUUCAUCGUGUGGGAGCUUAAUCAAGAGAUAAGAUCUGAACAGUAUUGCUGUUAAAUUCAGAAAAUCUUUUUUUUCCAAAGCAGAAGUUUUACUUCACCGUCUGGAUUAGUAUAGUUGCACUGAUACUGAAGUAUUAAACUGUAGUUAUUACUGGAAUGUAUUGCUUAUUAGGAGAAGCAUUCUGAAUUUGUAGAUGUAGCUACAUUCAUCAGAGUAAGAGGUCCCUUAAAAUACAAACAGGAAAUGCCCUUUUCUUGCUGUAAAGCGACCCUUUGCAUCAACGUCAAACUAGAGUUUCCGCUGAGCUACAGCCCUUUCAGUUUCAGUCCACUCGCACAGUGAGGCCAUAAACCUCAGGGCAGGUAUAAAAGCUGUGCAUCAUUGCCUCUGGUUUAAGGAGAGAGUCAGAGCACCUUACCUCUCUCCCUGUCUGAACAGCAUGUCUAGGAAGAGACAGAAACUCGACAGUGACAGCAAGGUUUCUGUCAUUUGCAUCAUCGGAGACUGGCUGUGUCACAGAGAAGAAACAACAGCCUUGGCACUUAGGGGCCUUCUGUUAAUUUUGUGUGACACUGUUUGCCCAGAUUGUGUGCCGUGUACUUGGCAGAGCUAAAAAGCUGGCUCUGCAUUCGUGAGGGUAAACUUGAAGUGAAAUCUUCCAAACAGAAAUACGUACUUACUGAUUGAUUUGGUUACUGUUUUGAAUGCCACAGACACUGAUAAACUGUUCAUAUUUAAAUGAUGCACAGCACCAAAGAUCAAAAAUACAUGCAUUAAAAAUGCACAUGACUGUCAAUCCAGUAUGUGACUUCAGAAGCUCUUUUGGAGGAAGGGAGGGCAAUUUAUGAAGGAGAUUCAGUGUUAAUAUGUAUUUGAAGAAUGUCUUAGGCAUUAUGAUGAUCUUGAAGAAGAUGAUACUUAACUGCUUUUACAGGGUGGUCUACAACAAAUCAGACCUAAUUCUGCUGCAGAGUUUGCUUGUGAAUACACUAUUGUGAAGCUGAACUGUGGUAGCUGGUUUUAAAUUUAAAAAGGAAUAUCUGUGACUUAAGUUUAACACAAUUAAUCCAGGUUGUCCAGUAAGUGGUUCCUAAUUACAUUUGUUUCUACUUCCCCUCAUUUUCAAGAUUUGAUACAUCAGAAAUUAUUGUACUGACAGCUUUGUUUUCUAUACUCACAAGUGGAGGGAAAUUUUGUCAGGUAGGUAAGAAGUAGAUGGAAUCUAUUCCUAUCAAUAGAUGGAAUGUGUAUUUUUCUGAAUUAUUUUGUAAAAAUUACAAAUGUGCUUAUCCAGGUUUCCAUUAAGAGAAAGAUGUCCAUCAGAAAGUUGUUGCCUCACAGUGUCUGUAACCUCAAAUGUCUUUACAUUAUUUCCAUUUAUAUCGUAGGGUUUUUUUUGUUAAUUUUUUUUUGUUUGUUUUUUUUUAAUCUUGUAUGGGCAGUCACAGUAUGCUGAAAGUGUGGUUUCAGAAGCUGAGUGAUUUUGCUGCCAAGAGACACUAGGAUUGAAUACUAGGGACCACAGAUCCUUUCUCUGCUGCUUGUGUUGGACAGGAAGGUUCUUUUGUCACCUUCGUUUGUCACCAUCUUUCGUAAACUUAGAGUUCGUUCCUAAACUUCAUUUAUUCCCCUCCCCUGCGCACCGAGAGCUUUUGAGCAGGUAUGGGCUAGUUCCGACACAUCUCACCGCUCUUUUUCAUUGUUUCAUGGUAACUUCUGCUGGAACUUAAAUCCUUUGUCUUCCAGUAGAUAGAUAAAGAUACAUCCUUUAAUAAACUCUAUUUAGUAUUGACUUCAUUGCAUAGAACGAAUCUUCCUUGUUUUUAUAUCUGUUUUUAUUAGGUCCAAAAAUGGAACCUCCCUGCUUUAAGCUGUACCGUUUAAGAUUAAGCAGGAUUACCUACCCAAAUAGUUUCUUCAUCCAGGGAUUUGGAAAUGUUUACUAACAGGAGCAAGGUAGCAUUGAAGCAGAUCUUUUAACUAGGCUAUGUAAAUCAUUCUUGCACAUUGUUUAGCUUAGCUGUAUCAUUUGAGGGUAGUUACAUAGUUAAUAUUAUUAAACUAUCACAACUGCUCUUUUAACACAUAAAAAUGUAGUUGCUUAUGUAGCUUUUGUAAAGAAAAAUGUUUUUAAAAUUACGUAAUGUAACUUUUUGUAUAGUACAAACAUUUGUAAAUCUGUAAAUAAUUUUUGAAAAAAAUAAAUACCAUUGAUCUGCAACUUAA
This is a messenger RNA of Rhea pennata, 5636 nucleotides long. It is a transcript of the gene RUFY2, whose product is annotated as RUN and FYVE domain containing 2. The record is from RefSeq and is a predicted model, not a curated record. NCBI's taxonomy places the organism in Eukaryota, Metazoa, Chordata, Aves, Rheiformes, Rheidae. The transcript has 18 exons. Gene Ontology annotation, cellular component: cytoplasm. Gene Ontology annotation, molecular function: metal ion binding. Bases 128 to 1900 code for a protein of 590 amino acids.